GAGAGCUGCUCGGCCCGUGGACGGAACUCGGGACUCUGCUGCAGGAGCACAGCUGUAUGCUUGCUUGGUGGUGACCACAACAACGACGGCAACUAUCCAACUGGGACGUUCUAGCCAUGGACGUGGAAAGGCGGCGUCGAGCGAACACGCUCGAGCGCGAGAUGCGCGAUCCGACCAGCAUUUGCAAUGUGGACUGCCUGCUGGAUACGGUAUCGGCCCUGGUUAGCGACUGCGACCACGACUCCCUCAAGAGGCUGAAAAACAUCGAACAGUAUGCAGGCAAAUAUAAACCCCUGGCGCAACGUAUCAAUCAGCUGCGCAUGAAUGUCGAGGACUUUGACUUCAUUAAGCUAAUCGGCGCCGGCGCUUUUGGUGAGGUGCAACUGGUGCGGCACAAGUCCUCCAGCCAGGUGUACGCCAUGAAGCGUCUGUCCAAAUUUGAGAUGAUGAAGCGACCGGACUCGGCCUUCUUCUGGGAGGAGCGUCACAUAAUGGCCCAUGCCAAUUCCGAGUGGAUUGUCCAACUGCAUUUUGCCUUUCAGGAUUCCAAAUAUCUGUACAUGGUGAUGGACUUUAUGCCCGGCGGUGAUAUUGUCUCGCUGAUGGGGGACUACGAUAUACCCGAAAAAUGGGCCAUCUUCUACACAAUGGAGGUGGUGCUGGCCCUGGACACCAUUCACAAUAUGGGAUUUGUGCACCGGGACGUGAAGCCGGACAACAUGCUCCUGGACAAUUAUGGGCACCUGAAGCUGGCCGAUUUUGGCACCUGCAUGCGCAUGGGCGCCAACGGCCAGGUGGUGUCCAGCAAUGCGGUCGGCACGCCGGACUACAUCAGUCCGGAGGUGCUGCAGUCACAGGGCGUGGACAAUGAGUAUGGACGCGAGUGCGACUGGUGGUCGGUGGGCAUCUUCCUCUACGAAAUGCUGUUUGGGGAGACGCCCUUCUACGCGGACUCACUGGUGGGCACCUACGGCAAGAUCAUGGACCACAAGAACUCCCUCAGCUUCCCCCAGGAGGUGGAGAUCAGCGAACAGGCCAAGGCCCUGAUUCGGGCAUUCCUCACCGAUCGGACGCAGCGUCUGGGCCGCUACGGCAUCGAUGAUAUCAAGGCGCAUCCGUUCUUCAGGAACGACACCUGGUCCUUUGACAAUAUCAGGGAGAGUGUGCCACCGGUUGUGCCGGAGCUGACCUCCGACGAUGAUACGCGCAAUUUCGAGGACAUCGAGAGGGACGAAAAGCCGGAGGAGGUGUUCCCCGUCCCCAAGGGUUUCGAUGGCAAUCACCUGCCCUUCAUCGGCUUCACCUACACGGGCGACUACCAGCUGCUGUCCAGCGACACUGUCGACGCCGAGGCCAAGGAGCCCAAUUCGGUGAACAGCAAUGCGAGCAACAACCAUGCCCAUGGGCAGCAUGGGCACAAUCACCGCCACCGUACCUCCAAUUCCAACGAGCUGAAGCGGCUCGAGGCCCUGCUCGAGCGGGAGCGCGGCCGGGCAGAUGCUUUGGAGAAGCAGGACACCAGCCUGCGGCACCAGAUCGAGCUGAGCGGCAAGCGUGAGGUCGAACUGCAGCGCAUUGCGGCCGAGUACGAGAAGGAUCUGGCGCAGCGCAAAAACAACUACAAGGUGGCCAUGCAGAAGGUGGAGCAGGAGAUCGAACUGCGCAAGAAGACGGAGGCCCUGCUUGUGGAGACGCAGCGCAAUCUGGAGAACGAGCAGAAGACGCGCACACGCGAUCUCAACAUCAGCGAGAAGGUCGUCUCCCUGGAGAAGCAGCUGCAGGAGAUGGAGCACAGCUUCAAGAGCGAGACGGAGAACACGCAGAAGCUGAAGAAGCAGAACACAGAGCUCGGCUUCACGCUGAAGACGCAGGAGGAGAAGGUGCGCGACAUGGGCGAGAUGAUCGACACACUGCAGAAGCACAAGGAGGAGCUGGGCCAGGAGAAUGCCGAUCUGCAGGCGCAAGUGGUGCAGGAGAAGAACCUGCGCUGCCAGCUCAAGGAGCUGCAGAAGGAGACGGAGAACAAGAUGCAGACCCUCACCAAUGACAUCGAGCGAACCUCGGUCCGAGAGCAGAAGGCCAAAGAGGACAAUCGCGCCCUGCUGGAGCGGAUCAGUGAGCUGGAGAAGAGCCAUGCCAGCAUCGAUUUUGAGCUGAAGGCGGCCCAGGGUCGCUACCAGCAGGAGGUCAAGGCCCAUCAGGAGACUGAAAAGUCGCGACUGGUCUCACGCGAGGAGGCCAAUCUGCAGGAGGUCAAGGCACUGCAGUCCAAGCUGAACGAGGAGAAGUCUGCCCGCAUCAAGGCGGACCAGAACUGGCAGGAGAAGGAGCGCCAGCUGAACAUGCUGUCCGUGGACUACCGCCAGAUUCAGCUGCGGCUGCAGAAGCUCGAGGGCGAGUGCCGCCAGGAGUCGGAGAAGGUGGCCGCCCUCCAGUCGCAACUAGACCAGGAGCACAGCAAGCGCAACGCCCUGCUCUCGGAGCUGAGUCUGCUCAGCUCGGAGGUGGCGCAUCUGCGCUCUCGCGAGAAUCAGCUGCAGAAGGAGCUGUCCGCGCAGCGCGAGGCCAAGCGGCGCUUCGAGGAGGAUCUGUCGCAGCUGAAGGGCACCCAUCACGAGGCCCUGGCCAACAAUCGGGAGCUGCAGGAGCAGCUCGAUGCAGAGCUGUGCUUCUCCCGGCUCUACAAGACGCAGGCCAACGAGAAUCGUGAGGAGAGUGCCGAGCGUCUGGCCAAGAUCGAGGAUCUGGAGGAGGAGCGCGUCUCGCUCAAGCACCAAGUGCAAGUGGCCGUCGCUCGGGCCGACUCUGAGGCCCUGGCCCGCUCGAUAGCCGAGGAAACGGUGGCCGAUCUCGAGAAGGAGAAGACCAUCAAGGAGCUGGAACUGAAGGACUUCAUCAUGAAGCACCGCAACGAGAUCAAUGCCAAGGAAGCGACGCUCGCCACCCUCAAGGAGGCGGAGACAGAGCUGCACAAGAAGCUCGGCCAGAAGGCCAACGAGUACGAGGACCUCGUCCAGCAGCACAAGAAGCAGCAGGACGAGCUGGGCCAGCUGCGUGCCACCAAGGACGAGGAGAUCACCAAGCUGCUGGAGAAGUGCAAGACCGAGGUGCUGCUCAAGCAGGUGGCCGUCAACAAGCUGGCGGAGGUGAUGCAUCGCCGCGACUCGGACUUGCAGAAGCAAAAGAGCAAGGCCCGGUCCACGGCGGAGCUGCGCAAAAAAGAGAAGGAGAUGCGCCGCCUGCAGCAGGAGCUGUCCCAGGAGCGUGACAAAUUCAAUCAGCUGUUGCUGAAGCACCAGGACCUGCAGCAGCUGUGCGCCGAGGAGCAGCAGCACAAGCAGAAGAUGGUCAUGGAGAUUGACUGCAAGGCCACCGAGAUUGAGCAUCUACAGAGCAAGCUGAACGAGACGGCCUCCCUCUCGUCCGCUGACAACGAUCCCGAGGACAGUCAGCACUCCUCUCUGCUCUCCCUCACACAGGACUCAGUCUUCGAGGGCUGGCUGAGUGUACCAAACAAGCAGAACCGUCGCCGCGGCCACGGCUGGAAGCGCCAGUAUGUGAUUGUCUCGUCGCGCAAGAUCAUUUUCUACAAUUCGGACAUUGACAAGCACAACACCACUGACGCUGUGCUCAUACUGGAUCUGAGCAAGGUAUACCAUGUGCGCAGCGUCACCCAGGGCGAUGUCAUUCGCGCCGAUGCCAAAGAGAUUCCGCGCAUCUUUCAGCUGCUGUAUGCCGGCGAGGGCGCCUCCCAUCGUCCGGACGAGCAGAGCCAGCUGGAUGUGAGCGUGCUGCACGGCAACAGCAACGAGGAGCGUCCCGGCACCAUCAUCCACAAGGGUCAUGAAUUUGUGCACAUCACCUACCACAUGCCCACGGCGUGCGAGGUGUGCCCGAAGCCAUUGUGGCACAUGUUCAAGCCGCCGGCGGCUUACGAAUGCAAGAGAUGCCGCAACAAAAUACACAAGGAGCAUGUGGACAAGCAUGAUCCGUUGGCGCCCUGCAAGCUCAACCAUGAUCCGCGCUGUGCCCGCGACAUGCUGCUGCUGGCCUCCACGUCCGAGGAGCAAUCGCUGUGGGUGGCCCGUCUGCUGAAGCGUAUCCAAAAGAGUGGAUACAAAGCGAAUUCGUCGAACAACAAUAGCACCGAUGGCAGCAAGAUAUCGCCCAGCCAAUCGACCCGCUCCUCCUACAAGCCGUAUGCUGUGAAUGUGCAACGCUCCGCCACGCUGCCAGCCAACUCAUCGCUGAAAUGAAUCCAGCAAAAGACCAGGGACACAGCCAACCAGCGAGAGAGAGAGUGCCCUGCAGCGCAAUAACACAGAAAACGCCAGCAAACAGCAAUCAGCAAACAGCAAAAGCAGAAAGCGCCGCCACACUGAACACUCAAAACUAGAAGAGCAAAACAAUUCUUGUAAUUAACGCUUAACCAACUAUCCAAAACACUUUUGCUAAAAAGAAUACAAAACACACAUUGUUGAAAACAGUACUAUGCAGAUCUAAAACAUAAAUUUAUAAUCGAAACUAAAUUUAACUUGAAACUAAACUGAAACUUUGUGUAAGCUACUCGCCUAACGCUUCUUUAACCCAUAAACACAAGCAAUACAAAACUAAAAGAGAACAGAAAAGCGUAACAGAGUAAGAUUGAAGACCCACCCACUCCUCCUCAGUGGUAGGAAGAGAUGGCAGCAACGUCAGAGCGUGCAACGGAUCAACAAUGA
This is a messenger RNA of Drosophila obscura, 4721 nucleotides long. RefSeq names its product rho-associated protein kinase 1. NCBI's taxonomy places the organism in Eukaryota, Metazoa, Arthropoda, Insecta, Diptera, Drosophilidae. The transcript is spliced from 11 exons. Gene Ontology annotation, cellular component: cytoskeleton; cytoplasm. The record is from RefSeq and is a predicted model, not a curated record. Gene Ontology annotation, biological process: peptidyl-threonine phosphorylation; cortical actin cytoskeleton organization; Rho protein signal transduction. Bases 117 to 4256 code for a protein of 1379 amino acids. Gene Ontology annotation, molecular function: Rho-dependent protein serine/threonine kinase activity; ATP binding; small GTPase binding.